Penaeus chinensis is the source of this 6317-nucleotide messenger RNA. It is a transcript of the gene Mtmr6, whose product is annotated as myotubularin-related protein 6-like. NCBI's taxonomy places the organism in Eukaryota, Metazoa, Arthropoda, Malacostraca, Decapoda, Penaeidae. The record is from RefSeq and is a predicted model, not a curated record. The transcript is spliced from 14 exons. Gene Ontology annotation, biological process: dephosphorylation. The coding region runs from base 34 to 2043 and encodes 669 amino acids. Gene Ontology annotation, molecular function: phosphatase activity; metal ion binding.
CUUGUCUCCUUCCUCCCCCAACAGAUCCUGCACAUGCACAUCUCGAGUCUGGAGAAGCUGCCGCUGUCGACGCAGGGCUCGCCGCUCCAGGUGCGCUGCAAGACGUUCCUCACGGUCACCUUCGUCAUCCCCCGCGAGCGCGACUGCCACGACAUCUACACCUCGCUGCUCCAGCUGUCGCAACCAGUUCACUUGGAGGACCUCUACUGCUUCCACUACACGGCAAGCAACGAUGACAUCGUCAAGAGCAUGGGCUGGGACCUGUACAACCCCGCUCGCGAGUACCACCGCAUGGGCGUCCCCUGCGACUCGUGGGCGCCCACCGCCCUCAAUCACAACUAUGAGAUCUGUGACACGUACCCUCAGGAGCUCUUCGUCCCUGCCUCCGCGCCCACGAAGGUCAUCCUCAGCAGUUCCAAGUUCAGGAGCAAGGGCCGCUUCCCCGUCCUCUCUUACCUUCACAAAAACCAGGCAGCGUUGUGUCGCUCCUCGCAGCCUCUCUCUGGGUUUAGUGCUCGGUGCGAGGAGGACGAGGAGCUGUUGGACUGCAUCCUCCACUCCAACCCAAACUCUUCACACAUGAUUGUUGUAGACACAAGACCUAAGAUCAAUGCCAUGGCCAACCGUGCGGCUGGAAAAGGUUAUGAGAAUGAGGCCUAUUACGAAAACAUUAAAUUCCACUUCUCUGGGAUAGAAAACAUUCAUGUCAUGAGAGCUUCCCUUACCAAGCUUAUUGAGACAUGCCAGCUGGUUACCCCAUCGAUGAGUGGUUUCGUUGGGGGCGUGGAGUCGUCCGGGUGGCUGAAGCACGUGCGCUCUGUGCUGGAGACGGCAGCUUUUAUCACCAGUUCUAUGGUGGAGGGCGUCAGCGUCCUGGUGCACUGCUCGGACGGCUGGGAUCGCACGGCCCAGACGUGCGCCCUCGCCCAGCUCAUGCUCGAUCCCUAUUACCGCACCACUCAAGGAUUCCAGAUACUCAUUGAGAAGGAGUGGCUGGCAUUUGGACACAAGUUUACCGACCGCUGUGGACACAUUCAGGGUGAUGGCAAGGAAGUGUCGCCAAUCUUCACACAGUUUCUUGAUUGUGUGUGGCAACUGCAACAGAUUCUGCCCUCAGCCUUUGAAUUCAAUGAAAGAUAUCUGCUUAUUCUUCAUGAUCAUGUUUACUCAGCUCAAUUCGGAACUUACAUCGGGAAUUGCCAGAAGGACCGCAUUGAUCUAAGAUUGGCAGAAAGGACUUACUCUCUCUGGGGCUACAUGAAGAUGCAUGAAAGUGAAUACAGGAACCCACUGUAUCGACGAGACUCAACUACAGAUGUCCUCAAAGUAAUUCUUUGUCCUCAGAGCAUCAGGUUUUGGCGUGGCAUGUACAACCGCUUUGAGAAUGGUGUUCACCCACGAGAGCCUUUAGGUGACCUCUUGGCGGCAACAACAGAGCAUACACAGGGGCUCACAGACCAGGCAGAGUUUCUUACAAAGCGCAUCACUUGGCUUAAGAGUGAGUUAGAAGUGAAAAGUGGCCAUUCACAGAAGAAAGACACAGACAACCGGUUACUUGAAGAUGGAGCACAACAGAAUGGAGACGAAAAGGCCAGUCCCUUAGUGGGUGGGCUGAGUAUGCGAGAAGUCGAAGAGUCUCUGGUCUCUGUUGGUGCUUUGACUGUCAACAGUGCAGAUGCAGCUGUUACACCUGAAAAACUCUCUCCAGGAUCCAACUUCAUUCAUCCAGCACAGAUCAUAGAGAGUGGCAAAAGGUUGUUGAGUCAGUUAUCCACUUACCAGUCUACCAGAAUUCUUUCACCUGAAAUCACUUCUGUAGCCCUGGAUUGGAAGACCUUCAGAAAUGUUCGAGAGUGUUCUUGUUCAACUCCCUUCGACCACUUCAGUCGCAAGUACCACUGUUGGCGAUGUGGAGAAGUCUUCUGCACAAGAUGCAUUGACAAGAAGGCAGCGCUCCCUGGUCACUUGAGCCAGCAGCCUGUACCCGUAUGCCGACCCUGCUACAAGGAUGUCACUCGUUCCAUCUCCGUUGACACCCCAUAGAUAAUUGCUGGUUGCUAUUGACACUGUGGAUCUUUGAUAAUGUGGCCUCAAAGUUGUUGCUAUUUUCUACUGUAUAUUUUGUGAUGAAUGAGGAAUUUUGAUGUAACUUCAGAUCUAUUUUCUUCUUAUUUUUUUCACAUAGUAUGAAAUUUGUUGGGUUGACCAACAGGAAUUUUUGAUGCAGGGAAUAUUAGAGGAGGUUAUGGGUUUUACCUUCUCAGGGUAUUGUUAAUCACAAAUGUAUCGUAAAUCUUAACUGUCCAGACUAUAGGAUAGAAUGGUGUGUAUGCAUUACUUUUGCAUCUCUUUUCUAAUAAUUUUGGUUGAAAAGUUAAGAAUCUUUGAGUCAAAGGAGCUAAAUUUGAUGAACAGGUUAUUCAGUAAUCAUGUAAUUCAUGGAGGCAAUCAUCAAGAAACAUUUUACUUUUAGAAUAAUAAUGUAUGAUUACUUAUGAAUAUUGAGUGCCUAAGAACACAAUGAUUUUGAACCCAUUCUAGUAAAUUAAACCUUUUUCUAUAUAUAGAAAAUUUCCACUGUGAUUUUCCAUUAUUACAUUGCAGAGAGCCCUCAUGAAUGUGACAUGGAAUAAAUCUGUUCAUGUGAACCUGGCCACUGAUUUAGCUCUUUGAUGCUGACAUAAUCAAAUAUAGAUGAUUUGUAGUAAACUAUAUGUAUGUGUUUCUUUCUUUAUUGGUAGUGCAGCCAAGUCAUUUUAUUUCCUCCAUAUAACAUUUCCAGAUAAUAAUUUUUUCCUAUGUUUAUCAGAGAAGAGAUGCUCCUCAUCAGUUGUGAUUUUCCCAGUGUAUAGAAGGAAAAGGGUUUUCUAAAAAGUUAUGCAUUGGCCAUCUAUGAUAUCAAAGGUUUUAUAACAUUUUUUUCAAUAGAGGUUGUUACAGCUGGCUAGCUGUCUAGUGUAGAAUCAAGUGGUUAACAUUAUCCUGUCAAAGUUAAAAUGUAACUCUUGAAUGUGGCUAGUCACACUACCAGUUUUGUUUAGUAAUAUAAAAAGGUACUGUUACCUUGUUAAGUAUAUUUCUUGUUGUUCAUUGCUCUCUGUGGUAUAGUAUUCCUUUUUUCAAUAUACUUCACAGUAGAUCUUGCUCAGAAAUAAUUACUGAUUUUGUAGUUUUUAAUCCUAUGUAUAGACUAUUAAGAACAAUACAGGUAAUUCUUUAAACAUAUUUUAAGUUUAUGUUUGAUAACUGCACUCAUUUUGUCCAUAUUGAUCAUCGCUGACAGCCCUAAUCUCGUAAGCUUGAUCAUGAAAGAAGUGAAAGCAGAGAAGAGUCUCUUUAUAGAACAGAGGAUUCAAGAUAUCUUAUACCUGUGUUUUUUUAUUCAGAACACUUACUUUCCACAUAUGAUAUGGUGCAUAAUACCUAUCAGUAGGGAUGCAAAAUUUUAUUGAUGAUCAAAUCUUGGCUGUUUUAUCCACAGUUUAGGUCUCUAGCAACUGAACAAUGAAUAUAUAUUUGUCCAGUAUCUAUUACUGAGACAUCCUACCUAUUGUCAUUUCAAGUCCUGGUGAUUAUAGUUAUCAGUGAAACAACCACAAUCUAUGACUGAAUUGUCCGAAUAACUUUCAGGUAAACUAGAUCAGUGUUGAUUCCAAGAUUAACUAUUUUAUGAUCCUCUGCAGAGAAGUGGGCUUUAGAUUUUUAUCAAGGCUGUCUGUAAAUACAUAAUAACCAGACAUUAAACAAAUGAUUUUUUUUCUAGAUCUAGCAUCUCAAGUAGGUGAUAAUGAUCCCACCUUACACCCCCCAUAAGUAAUGAAAUCUUGCCCUCAGCGGCCAACUACCUUUAUGCUACAUUUUGUGGCUUCCCCUGUGAUAGUGUGCAUUGUGAUACACAACCAAGGAAUAGCAAACCCAGACUUGUGCAUGAUGCCACAUGCAGUGUAAUUAGUAUACAGUAGCUAGAGUAUUCUGCCAUCAUUAUAGAGUAUUUGGUUAUUUAAUAACCACCUGUAAGACAUGUGUACAACAGCUGAUUAUAAUCUAUUGUCAUAUAAUUUAUAUUCUUUGAUGUUUGCUCAUGAUCUUUUAGCAAAUUUAUUUUGAAAUAAUGUCAGCAAUGAGUAGUGUUCACAUACCAUGUACUGGUGAAGCUCCACAAAGUAUCACAGUUGAGUUCAAAGCAUGGUGUUGUAAAUCCCAAAACUAUUACAAGAUUUUGGGUUAUUCUCUGUACUUGAAAAUAUCUAGAUGGACUACACAAAAAUUUGAAAUGAGGUUUUUAAUUAUUAUUCAUAUAAAAUCUCACUUUAAGUUCUUUAUUCCAAUUUUGUACCUUCUUUUGUUUGUGUAUAAUAAUGGUACUACAAGGAUUACAGUUUUCACUUAGAUUUUUAGAUAUAUUCACACAAGUGUAUUUUGGUUCAGGUGGUUGUGUAAUUCAUAUAUGCACAUGUAUUUUCCUUUUAUAGAUUGUCCUUUGACUCUGAAACAGACUGAUGCAAAGAAUAUUUUCUAUGAUUUUUUUCUUAGUAAUACUUAAUUGGUUACCACCAUACAGGUAAAAUGUUCUCCUGCAUAAUAUACACUUUGAUUUUAGUGUUUCAGUGUAUUGGUUUGAGGCUAAAAAAUGGCAUUGAAAAUUUAAGAGAAUAAUCGGUGAAUUAAAAAUACACUCUUAAAAUAUUUGAUAAUGUUUAAUAUGGAUCAGAUUCUUGUUAGCAAAGAUUAUUAUAAUAUUUGUAGGACAUUAGUGUGGCAUAUAAGAACAGAUUGGCUUAAAAUGAAAAAGUUUGUCUUAAUACUCCACAAGACAAAGAUAUUUAGUCAAGGAUGAAAAUAAUAGCUGAUAACUUGAAAAAGUAAAUGAUAAUUACUAUUAUUAUUAUUAUUAUUUUGAGUAUAUCAUAAUAACUAGUUUGUAUUCAACAUAUCCAGAGACUUCUUUUGUAAGCAAACCCUGACAUUUUUGUGUAGUAUUUCUAUACAAAACCUCUUUUCUGGAGUGUGUUAAUAUUUCAUACAUAAACCCAAAAUAUUUUUGCAUGAUAUUUCAUCUUGCAAAUAUUAUCUGUUUCAAUACAUAUACACUUUCUUUUCUUUUUUGAUAGUAAGUAUGCAGUAAUCAAUACAUUUUAUCAUAUCUCUAUAGUCAGAUUUCAUAAUAUAACUUGAAGUGAGAUCCUCUAUGGGUCACUGUACAAAGGUACGGAAGUGCCGUGAUAAAAAAAUAAAAGAGUCGCUGUAUGAAUUUGAGCCUCUUAUGUAAGUGUUCUGUGUUGUCAGCUUGUAUCUAUUGUUGAAAUAGACAUGAAAAAGUCAUGAACUCUGUCAUUCAUUCUGUAGAUGAGGAAAAGAAAAGAACCGAGCAUAUUUAGAAGAGAAUAUCACUGCUUCAGUUUUACAACUCUUAAAUAAGACUCAUCUGUUUGUAGGAAUCCACAAAAGAAAAGUGCUAAAAUAUGAUAAAGAAUUUUUGAUCAUAAAACUGCAAAAUAGUGUUUAUAGGGUCAUUAUACAUCAAAAUUAUUAUAAAAUAACAACGAAGACCCAUCUCACCUGCAAAUAUCAAAUUUUUAAAAUGUGAAUGUCUGUAUUUCUUCAAUGAAGUGAAACACAUGUAGAGCAAUACUCAUUUAAUAAAUAUGUUACCACUCUAGCUUUGCAGUUUCAAAACUUAAUGAAUAAUAUUUAUGUGCAUUUUCUAAGUAUUUCAUUUGUCUUUGUUUAUUCUAUAAUCCCAUAAGUCACACUAUGUAUCAUCAGAUCUUUGUCAUUUACCUUUUAUAUAAUCUGGGGAUAUGCCUCUAUAUGUAUACCUGUGAAUACUGGAUUUAUUUUUCAUUUCAUUGUUCCACUACAAAUGUCUCUGCUUGAUGGUUAUCACUAAAUUCUCAAGUUAAAUAGUAACUUCACAAACAAAAUGAAAAAAAAAAAGAUAAUAAAAAUAAUCUCUUCUUUGCAUUCCAAUUACUGUUUUAAGAAAAGCCCACAAUUUUUCAUUAUAUUUGUAUUUAAUACUGGACUGUACACGCGUACUGGAUGGGUGAUGUGCAUCUCAUUUAAGUUUCUUCAAUCAUUAUGUGAGUGGUGUGUAGUCCAUGAUAACAAUUUGUAUUAUGAUAUAAUAAUCUUGAUCUGUAAAUAGCAAAGCUCUUAACUUGUAUGUUGUAUAUAGGAUACUGGCAGCACCUACACUUAUGGGCCAUUGGAAAAACUACUUAUUUUUUACAUGUACAAUAAUGCUGAUAUUGUUAAAUAAUGUUAUGAAUAGCAAGUCUAUGAUCUGAGGUGUGAAGUAAAGUAAAUAAAUAUCA